AUGAAAGACAAUGAUGUGGAAGCCCACGAGGGCGAUUUGAUAGAUGACAUCAAGGCCGCCGCUCGAAGUUCCCUCGGGUACAAGGCAAAUAUAGUGCUGCUGAACGCGGGCACAAACGAUUGUACGCGAUCGGUCGACAUCAACAACGCCGGCAGCCGCCUUCGUGCGCUGAUUGAGUCCAUCCUCAGCUCGUCUGGCUGGGAUCGGACAACACUUAUUGUAUCCACACUCAUUCCCUCUGACGAUGCCAACACGGAUACGAACAGAUACCCCGUCAAUGCCCAGUAUCGUAGCUUGGUAAGUGCCAUGCAGGCAGAAGGCAAGCGGGUGAUACUGGCGGACAUGGACCCCGUAGAACCAGACCCAGCCCAUCUGUGGAUGAGCUAUCCUGCUGAUUUCGCUGACGCAAUCCAUCCCAACGAUGAGGGCUAUCGCAAGAUGGCUUCCAUUUGGUACAGCGCCAUCAUGGAUGCAUCGAACAAGGGAUUGAUACAAACCCCCUACGAUGCAGACCUAGGAGGUAGCAACACCUGCGAGAAGACCCUUGGCAACGGCGUGUGGGCGGGUGGCCUAGUCCAGCGGGGCAGCGGUGUGGAUGAUGGCAUCUACCUCCACUCCAGCGAGGAAAUGGGCAUCAUUCUGACCGUCACCAGCGAUUUUGAUCGCGGACAGUGGUUUUUCGUCAGGCUCUUCAGCAUAGAGCUAGACGAUCUGGUCGGUUGGUUUGAUCUCGGGGGCGGCAAUACACUCUACGGUACGUGGAAGAAUAAUGGUAACGGCAAGUUCACCAAGAUCGGGGAUAUGUACACCGGCAACGGUUGUAUUCCUCGUGGCGUGCGAUUCAUCGACUUGAAUGCUGAUGGUUUGGAUGAUUUUGUAUGCAUCUCCCCCAACGGUGAACUCUACGCCGCUAUCAACAAAGGCGACGGUACGGCGUCACAGCCCCCAACCUUCAAGGACAUUGGAAAGAUCAAGGACGCUGUGAGCGGCUUCGACCAAAGCCACGUGCGCCUGGCCGAUAUCGAUGGCGACGGCAGGGCCGACUAUUGUCUAGCUGCUGACAGUGGAGAUAUUUCGUGCUGGAGAAACGCUGGAAUAGGCGACUCACCAUCCUCCUGGGAGGACCUUGGCCUUCUCUUUACGGGCAAAGGAAUGGGUGAUCUCCGUGGAGUUCGCUUUGAGGAUAUCAACGGUGAUGGCCGAGACGACUGGCUUUGGGUCAGUGAUAUCGGCCAGACUUUCACCUGGACCAACUCACGAAGCUGCGUGAAUGGCAUCAACGAUGUCGGAGGUGACAACCCUUCGUGGCGGCAGGGCUUCGCCAGUGGGCAGAGCUCAGGCCCGACUCACGGAGGCAUGGGAGCUUUUGGCACUGGCGGCUUUCGCGAUCGAAUCCAUUUCGCGAGAAUAUAUGGGACUGCCCAGGACUUUGGUCUGCUUGGGCGACAAGACUACGUGUUCAUGCAGCACAGCGAGGUCGAUGGUAAGCACCAGUUCGAUAUGCGAGUCUGGAAGAACAUCGGCUCUGGAGGAACCAAAAUCAAAGCUGUAGCCGACGGUGAUCGUUAUUGCAAUAUGAUGGCCCACGAGGACGGCAGGGAGGACUAUGUCUGGAUCCUCUCUAAGGGAGAAAUGCACAUCUAUGAAAACGUGGGAUACAAGUCUGUCACAGAUGAUGGGCCAAACUUCUGGGGUGCCAAUUACAUAUUCUGGGACCCGACCCAGGAAGCAAUUGGCAAGUACCUCGACCGUCGUGAUCUUCAUCUGACAGAUUGGGAUGGCGAUGGAGCCUGCGAUAUUGUUUGGACCGACCCGGAUAACCAAAACCAUGUGCAGCUUUGGCGCAACACAAUCAAGCAGACGGGGGUUCUCAGGUUCGAGUAUAAUCCUAACCCAGCGCCCUCGCUAUAUUGUCCCGAGAAGCGUGGCAUUGGCUUUUUCGACCGUCCAAUUCACUUUGCAGACAUCACGGGCAAUGGUAAGGGUGAUUAUCUCUGUGUCGAGAAGGAUGGUCGUGUCUGGGGAUUUGUCCACGGGGAUGGAGAUAGCUGGGAGUACAUAGACCAGAUCAAGUUCUCCCAGGGUAAGGAUCGAGCCGAGCUGCAAUGGGCUGAUGUGAAUGGCGAUGGUCGUGACGAUAUGCUCUGGGUCAACAAGUUGAACGGCAAUAGUGAUCUCUGGUACAACAACGGGCGCAUGGACAUUGGCGGAUCGCGGUUCUCGUGGGUUAUCGCCGGGAUGGAGUACCUAGGUGCCGUGUCUGGGUCGUGCACGUACUUCCCCGACCUUGACGGUGACGGGCGUGCUGAUAUGCAUGCGAUAACAAAUGAGUUUACCAACACGGCCGAAACGUGGUUCAACAGAUGUCCGGGCAGCCUCGAUGCCCAGGGAGACGACCCGGAUGGAGUUCACGAUCCUCAACUGCCCGUCAUCCCGUCGUCAGGAGGCGGCGGUGGUGGCGGUGGUGGUGGUGGAGGCGGGGCUUGUAUCUCUGGUGAUGGGCCUGACAAUUUCGCAGAAUUGUGCCAGUUCACCUGCCGAGUCCUGGCAGUUGGGUACUUUGAUAUUGCUAUCAAAGUGGGAGGAGGCGGGUUUUGGGGAAAGAUACUAAAGGCUGGCGCGUUCGAUGCCUUGACCAAAGGCGUCGAGACCGCAGAGAGUCUGAUCGGUGCUGUGUCCACCUCACUGGAUGCGUAUGAACUCGUCGCAGGAGAGGAAGAGUCCGAGGUGGAGAAGCAGAUCGCCAAUGUGGGCAAGCUGGACAUUGCGGCGGGGGCACUAGUCAACGGCACCAAGAAAGCAAUCGCAAACUAUCUCAAAUAUAUCUUCAACUGCAACGACGUGUGGGGCCAAGAAUCGCUCAAGAAGAUCUGUGCCAAUGGCCUCUGGCUCGAUGAUCCCAUGGCAGUGUUUGGAAACGAUAAGCCGAAAAUGGAAGACGAUUUCCUCCAGGCAUUUAAUGAGGGAAACUACGAAGGCAAUCCAACGGAAACAAGCACGGUUGAUGGUGGGGAAGGCCUCUCGACGUGGAUAACAGACGAAGACGCCGAGUCUGUAAGGGUAUAUGAUGAGGUCAACGAUCAUACUGUUUGGCUUGUCAGGGUCAAGUCUCACGACGACGCCGGUCUCCCCCAUCCACAGGUCUGUGGCAAGCUUCAGGGUACCGACAGCCUCAUGGCGGGAUCUAACCCCUACCAACUCUCUUUCGAAACUAUAGCUCUCUCUGGGCUUCGGGGAUGGAUCAACAAUGGGAAGAAAAACCCCUAUCCUCUUAGCGAGGCCGGAGGCGGACUGGGAGAUGAUCUCUAUCUCCCUUUACAGGACGGCGUCGGGAGUGCGGGCUUUUUCAACUUCCCUAUCUGCGAAAUGCAACUGCUGAUUGAUAACUGGACCUGGCGUUACUAUACACUAGAUGGUCGUAACUGGCGUGACAGAGGCGAACCUUGCGACUAUUACCCCUGUUGUGAGAAAUCCUACCUAGAGGAGACAUAA
This is a messenger RNA of Phaeoacremonium minimum UCRPA7, 3492 nucleotides long. RefSeq lists its product as hypothetical. Bases 1 to 3492 code for a protein of 1163 amino acids. The record is from RefSeq and is a predicted model, not a curated record. The transcript is spliced from 11 exons. Gene Ontology annotation, molecular function: phosphatidylcholine lysophospholipase A1 activity. NCBI's taxonomy places the organism in Eukaryota, Fungi, Ascomycota, Sordariomycetes, Togniniales, Togniniaceae.